Messenger RNA from Penicillium subrubescens, 636 nucleotides. Its product is annotated as DUF3716 domain-containing protein. NCBI's taxonomy places the organism in Eukaryota, Fungi, Ascomycota, Eurotiomycetes, Eurotiales, Aspergillaceae. The record is from RefSeq and is a predicted model, not a curated record. The coding region runs from base 1 to 636 and encodes 211 amino acids. The transcript has a single exon.
AUGAGCAGGUCGAUCGCCAACGUGGAGGCCGCCCUGAUGCAGGUAGUUGGAACCGCGGAAGACAACGAAUGCAUCAAGUGCCAGGAGGGCGGGGGCCAAUUUCACCAAUGUGUGAUUGUGUGUGAUGUGACGACCCAUUGUGCCAACUGCCGCUGGAAUGGCAAGCGAGGACGCUGCACGUUUGAGCUAGAGGAUGUGCCUCAACCAUCAGACGCAUCUCCUAUGCCAGGCCUGCGCGCCAAUCUUCCCCCUCAUGAUCCUCAGCCCACCCAGCCGAAUCUUCUCGAUGGCCCGGUCCAGCAACCUCCUCUGCCGGAUCUGCAGGUCGACUCUCGCCCCCGCAAUCCUCGGACAACGCAGUCAGAUCCCUUCGUCAGCCCAGAUGAGCAGCCUCCUCUCGAUGAGGCAACUUCUGCCCCAUCGGUUGAGGAACGGCUGAUGCGCAUCGACCGCAGAAACGUCCGGUAUUCCAGAAGAGUCAGUCGCGUUGAGGCACGACACUCCAGGCGCCUGGACCAGCUGGGUCAGAGCCAGGAUAGCGUCGAUGCAACCCUGAACCAGAUGCAGAGUGAUCUUACUCUGCUCUUCCAGCGAACUCGGUCCCGUCAACCCCGUCAACCCCGCCGGCGCCAGUGA